CAUGGCCCCGAAACCCCACCCAAUGAGGAAGGACAAGCCGCAGGGAGAAAGACAGGCGGAGAGAAUACGGGCUUGGAUUUGUAUUAAACAAGAGAGGUGUUUGAGCGUCGUAGAUAAAAACAACGCACGGAAGUAACAGUUUCAAUACUGGUAUUGGUGUUCCUCUAACUGUGCGAUACGAGUGAGGAGGCUGUAUAUAGCUGAUAUCUGUUAUUUGUAACAAGCCACUUUUCCAAAAUGAUCGCCUUGUUUAACAAGCUCCUGGACUGGUUUAAAGCGCUGUUCUGGAAAGAAGAAAUGGAACUGACUCUUGUGGGGCUCCAGUAUUCAGGGAAGACCACCUUCGUGAACGUGAUUGCGUCUGGGCAGUUCAGUGAGGACAUGAUCCCCACGGUGGGGUUCAACAUGAGGAAGAUCACCAAGGGAAACGUCACCAUCAAGCUGUGGGACAUUGGCGGGCAGCCUCGAUUCCGGAGCAUGUGGGAGCGAUACUGUCGUGGAGUCAGCGCCAUUGUGUACAUGGUGGAUGCCGCUGACCCGGAGAAGAUCGAGGCCUCCAAGAAUGAACUGCACAACCUGUUAGACAAACCCCAGCUCCAGGGGAUCCCAGUCCUUGUUCUGGGCAAUAAGAGGGAUCUUCCUGGUGCCUUGGAUGAGAAGGAACUGAUCGAGAGAAUGAAUUUAUCGGCAAUUCAGGACCGAGAGAUUUGCUGUUACUCCAUCUCCUGCAAGGAAAAGGAUAACAUUGAUAUCACACUACAGUGGCUGAUCCAGCACUCCAGAACAAGGCGGACCUCUUGAAAACCAGACCCUGAUCACAUCACCCUGACGACAUUACCCUGAGAUGUCUCCCUGUUCAUCCAGAGUCUCUACCCCCACCUCCCUCUCCCACCCACCACCCUGCCCAACCCCUCCCCCCCCCCAUUCUCUUCUCUUUAUGAUGGUGUGAAGACCAUUAUUUGCAAUAUUUCAGUACUUUUUAUUUUAUACUUUACUUUUUUUUCUUUUUAUUUGUGACUUAUUGGAACUGGAUAACCUGAUGCUUGCCAAUCACUGGUGCAAUGACGUUGUUUUCAUGCAUUUGUAACUCCGGUACAGAAGUCCCCCCAAAGUAAAUCUGUGUAGGGGACAUAGCCUCUUCUGCUGCUCACAUAGACACAAUAAAGCAGUGCGCAGUUCUGCAGUCCAGCUCUACCUGCAGAAUCACUGAGGACUGAGGAGUUGAACAUACAGCGAGGUCAGUAAGUAUUUGGACAGUGACAGUUUUAAAGGACUGUAGUUCCUACUCAGUGCACUCGAUAUGGGUGUACAUGCCCUCUAAUUAAAGUCUGCACUUCAAUUUGAGGAUAUUUACACCCACUUGCAUGGAGCGUGUGGGAAUUACAGUCCUUUAAAAGGAUGUCACUGUUCAAAUGCUUCCAGACCUUGUAGGGUCAAUCGUGGACACAAACUGUGUGCGUGCCAUCUCCUAAAGCAUUGAGUUAUUUAAGAGUUCAGGCUCUUCUGCCUGUCUGCAGUUUAUCACUUAAUUUAAUGUCAUAUUUCAGUGAUUUAUUUUUUUUCCUGUCUGACAUCCAUGGUAAGAACACACGAUUUUCCAUUCAGCUUUUUACUCCAGUGGUCAUCUGUAAAUCGUAAUCCAGUCCUUGCAUGGUGGAAAAGACGGCGACAUUUUAACCACAACUUACAGAGGCGUGUCUAUGACAUCAUUGAAAGCAACCAAUAGCAACGUGAUCUGGGAUGUAAAAACGGGGAUAGGAAUGACCUCCAUUUUGUUUGGAAACCAGAGAGGAGCUGUCCACCAAUCAUGGAGUAGAUUGGCGACCAAUGGAUGGUAACCGCUAGAUACCUUCUUGCUGUACUGUGUAGGUGCUGUAAUGGAUCGCAUUACAUUAGUUAUUUAGCAGACGCUUAAGUUAAGGGCCUCAUCAGCCCAACAGCUGCAUGGAUCUUAUCGUGGCCACACUGGGAGUUGAACCACCAACCUUCUGGGUAUCAGUCAUGUACUGUAGCCGCUCGGCUACAUGCUGCCCACAGGGUCAUAGGCUGAUAGGUUUAUUAUUAGCAACAUACUUUGUGAUUGGUGGAGCUUGUUUCCAUGCAAAAAAGUGACGGUGCAACACUCCUGUCCCUCUCAUUAUCCCUGAACCUUAUGAAGAACGGCUGAUUCAUAAUGAGGCGUUGUGCCAUGAAGGCCUAACACGUCAACAGACCUGUUUGUGCCGAAUCCUCCUCGCUCUUAAAACUUUCUCUUAAAGUGCUGAAAAAGCCAGACCAUGCUGCUGAUCUGCAGUCACUUUGCUAAUUGCUUGGUUGAAACCAAACCUUUGCAUUAACGUACAUUUGAAGGAAAGUCAAGUAAAUCAGAUAGAGCGCUUGGAUUGGGUGAAGGGCUGUGGACACUUCCUUAUUAAGAUACUUCGUAAACUGCAAUAGAAAAAUACAUUUCAUGCAGCGCAUAAUUAUCAUACUGCUGUAAAUUGGCUUUAUGUUAAAACAGGUAUGCAGGAAGUGGCAUAAUAGUUUUGCACCUUUAAAAAAAAAAAGCCCUUCAUCUUCUCCAUACUGAUAAAUAUGAUACAACUACAUAAUAUUUAAUAAUUAGCGUCCUACCCCUAAUUUAUAUUAAUAUUCUGGUUAAUUAUAGCUAUAUUUAAUUUAGCACUUUUUUCUUUUCUUUUUUUUUUACAUUAGCAAAUUUGCAGGAGUCUGAUGUAUUAAACUGUUUGGUUCACUUAAAAAUCUGUACACUAUUUUAAAACUGUAAAUGGCAGUUUCAUUCACAAAAACAAACUCAUAAUCAUAUGGCCGUUUUAAUAAUAUGUAAGCACUACUGCAGAAACCAUUUUUGCUUUGUAUUUUGGAUAAUGGUCAAGAAUCAUCUGCCAUGUUGAAUGUUGUCAGAACUUUCUUGUUUGUAUCUUUUGACAUGUUCACAUUUCUGUUUCCAUUCUGUGGGAAUGAAUUAGCAGUGCACAGAAUACAGAUAGAACUGUUGCAUCUAUGUUCUUGUCUAAAGGUAAAAUAUUUGUUGCCCAUAGAGCUUUCUUGUUGUUCAAAUAGAUAAGGCAAGUAUAUUUAAGUAUAACUUGUCUCAAAAAAAAAAAAACAAAAAAAAAAACAUAAUGUGGCAAAUCUUUUACAGCAACGUUGACUUUAUCGCAUUCACAUACAGUAUGUUCGCUGUUUGUAUAUAUCAUUGAUUUUUAACAUAAUGGAGGAUGAAGAAAUAUUGUAGGUUAAGUUUAUAUGUUUCCUAUUUUACUGCUUACAACAUGAAGGUUUUGACCUUCUGGACAGGUAGAUGUAAGUGUAUAUUUGUCCAGGUGGUCAGUGUUCCAUAACUUCACUCCUGGCAUUACCUGUAUGGGUCCAAUCAAGGCCAGCUCAUGAGCUGUGAGAUUUUGUAUAUACCUGUGAUAAUAAAUGAACAGUAAGUGUAUCUAAAUUGAGAUGAAUGUCGUAUAUUUUCCAUCUUAAAUGGCCAGCAUCCACUCAUAAAUCAUAAAGCAAUCCGAAUACUCUCUCUGGUCAUCGGUACCUAACCUGAAUGCAUUUCCAGAUGUCAAACGUGUCUUCAUCUUUGGGAUAAGAGCUCAUUUUUAGUGAACUAUGUUCAUUCACCUCUGAUUAGGUUUAUAGUGAGAUUUGUCUGUGUGUUGUUUGUUGACAACACUCAAGGUAGUUGGAACUGGUAAAGAACACCCUCCGAUUUUUUUCUGCUGCCUUUUAAUUCCACGUGUGAUCAUUCUUCUUUUUAAGCAUCUGACAUAUCCCAGAGAACAAACAAACUUUAUUUUAAUGGGUAAAGAAGAACAGUGUAUUACUAUCAUUAAAGUAAAUUUGUGUACAUUGUAAUUUUGUAUGUUUUAAAUACGUUCAUAAUUGUGUUUUUGAUGGGACUUUCCUGUAUAUAGCAACUAAAACCAAAUAGUGAAAGUUA
Molecule: messenger RNA, 3943 nt
Organism: Conger conger (European conger)
Lineage: Eukaryota; Metazoa; Chordata; Actinopteri; Anguilliformes; Congridae
Product: ADP-ribosylation factor-like protein 8A
Exons: 7
Coding region: 238-801 (187 amino acids)
Biological process (GO): anterograde axonal transport; protein transport
Cellular component (GO): lysosomal membrane
Molecular function (GO): GTPase activity; GTP binding
Source: RefSeq, a predicted model, not a curated record